UUUGAUCCCAUUCGUAAUUCACUCAAAAUAACAAAGACCAUUUCUCGUCUUGACCUUGCCUUGCCUCCGCGACGCCCUGCACACCUCGCGUGCUCGAAGGAGGAAGGAGAAGGGCGCGGAAGGGCGUGCUGGCGAGGCCGUGGAGGAGCAGGGCGCCGAGAGGGGGAGAGCGAGGCUGGUCAGCUGACUGUGUUUACUCGGCGACGCAGCUGGCGGAGGAGGCGCGGCGGUGGCGGGCUCUGGCGGCGGCUCGCUCAACUACGCCGCGCACCACGACCAGCCCGCUCUCGCCUCGGAUUACCCUUUGUAAGUCCACGGCUGAUUUACGUGCCUUGGCGGGGAAUCACACGUGGGUGGCCUCUCCCAGAUAUUAGGGGUGCGCUGCAAGGACCAUGGGAAGAGUGAGAUUUGCUGAAGAUCGCAAGGUGUCUGUAUAGGAAAGGUUUUUUCAUGGAAUGUCGCUCCGGCUCGUCGGCGAGGGAGGCCAUAUUGCCACCGAACCCCGAGCAUCGCGCCUCCCGCACUUGCGCCUUUGUUUUCGCGGACGUGGACCCCAAGUCCUCGUUCGGCAGUGAUUCGGCGGAUACAUGGUCUCAACUAAGAGCACCAGGAAUGCCCUACAAGUACUGUUAUGUGUGUGCACUAGCCUGAUGUAGUGAAAAGAUACGUCUCUCGCAAUGCUUACGAAAGGACUUGGAUGGUUCAUGCAAACCACGGUCUUAUGCCAGCAUGUCCCGGCACCAAAGGCCUCUGGUGCGGCAAAGGCUUCGGGAAUGGGCACGGGCAGCCAAAGCCAGUAGCCAGAAUUGCUGCAGGACUUCCCACAAACUUAAAUGAACUGAUGACGAUAAUCAAGGAAAAAUGGAGUCUCCGAGGGAAAUUGACGAGAAACUGGUGCACUUAAGGUCAUAUGUUCCCUUUGUUGAACGUAUGAUCACAAAGCUCGAGGCUCGCUCACAACAAGUUGGUUCAAGAAACAACCAGUUAGAACGCCUUCAGGGCCUCCACAGAUUCCUAACAACACCUGUCCCAAGAGCACCAAGGAUGGAGAUGCUAGAGAAAAUGGAAGCUGUUAUCCGCAACAUGCACGAAAAAGUUCAAAAAGCCACUGGAAAACCUGAACCAGGACCAUCUGCUCCUCCGAGACCCCCAAGCCAUGGAGCCGGUCCAGGCCAAGGACCUCCAAGCCCCAAUAUUAGUUCAAGCCACCGACCUAUACUUGGCUCACAUUCCAACCCUGGCAGUGGGUCUAGCCAAGGUCUUGGUUUGACCCAUGGAUUAGGAUCAACCUUGGGUCUGAACCUGAACCAGAACUUUAGUCAUAACCAGGGUGGUGGAGGGGUGUAUGAGAGUGGCAGCAAUCGUGCAGCCGGUUCAAGUCUCAAAGCACCACAAGGACUAAGCCCAAGUGUGGGUCACAGUAGUGGAAAUAGACCAGCGUAUGGACAUGGUUCAAGUCAGCAAGCGCGGUCUUUCCCUACAAGGUCUGGGUCAAGUGAGUGGCAGAGUUCUAGAGAUAGUGGAAGUGAGCGUAGGGAGAAAGAUAGAGGGAGGGACACAGAGUAUAGUGAUAGAAGAGAUAGAGGAGUUGAAAUGUCAAGAGAAAGCAGCUAUGAUAGAAAUCGAGGGAGAGAUGGGGACCGAAGUCAGUCUCGGCACUCAGAUAGAGGUAGAGACCGAGAGUCGGACAGAAGUCGAGAUCGAGAUUCCGACAGGAGCAGAACAAAAAGCUAUGAUAGAAAAAGAGAAUAUGAUAGACACAGAGAUCUUGAUAGAAGUGGAAGUAGAGAUGGAAGAAGUCGAAAUUCGGGUGACAAAGAACAUGAUAGAGGGAGAGAGAGACGAGGCAGCUCCAGAGAACAUGAACGUGAUAAGAGUCGUGAAACAAGUAGAAGUUUAAGUUCCCGCGAAAGAGAAUACGACAGGGAGAGGGAGCGAGACUCCCACCACCUGCAGCGGCAAAGGAGCCUUACAGAGCAGGAGUAUCAGGAUGAUGGAAAACAUUCAUCAAAAAGAAAUAGCUUGCUGGACCUUCCAAUGCCUCCAUCUCUUUCAAACACUGAUGUACAUCCAUCUGCGAGGGGAACAGGAAAUGCUUCACCUCAGGCUUCUGAAAUGUUAAAAGGUUCAAGAGGAAAGUUCCAAAAACUCUUUGGAGAACCUUCUGGACCAUCAGAGGAUGAAAGUACUUCAUCUGGCGCCAUGUUGGAUAAAAGGGGUUUGUUAAGAACUCAGUCUGGAAAUUGGAGGGAUGAGGUUCGAGCAAGAGGAGAUUCUUUCUUCUCACAUAAAACCUCUAGUGAUAGUCCAUUCCCUAGACUUUCAGGCCUUGGUCAAGAAGAUGCAACUGCUAGAACUUCUUUUCAGCAUAAUGAGGUAAGGGAUCAUAGUCACAGUGGUAGUGGUAGUAAUUUUCAAGAACAGGUACAUUGGAGAGUAAGUAGUUCUCAGUCAAAUACUUCUCACAGUACUGGGUUUCCACAGACUUACCCUCAGAGAGGAAAACAGCCAGAUGUGCCAGAUACACCCAUGUCACCAGAUGAGUCGUCUUCCCAUGGCUUUUUUUCAACAGACACACCACAGUCACCUGAUAUGGAUGCUUCUUUUAGCCCUGUUCCUGCAGCAGAGGAAACCACCCCUGUCAAGACUAUUCCACUUGAAAGUAUUAGUCAGGCAGGUGUGGAUUUGGAAAAUAUUAAAAAAGCCCUAGCACAAAUACGUGCACAGACCAGUUCUAGUUCUAGUUCUGGCCCAUCUUACCGGUAUGAGGACUUUGUAGGUCCUGCAGGAAAGUCAAAUUCAGAGGAUGAGCCUUAUGAUCCAGAAGAAGUUUGGAAUAACCAAGAUGCAGAAGCAACAAAAAAGCAAAGGCCAGUUGUUAGUACGCCUCAGGUGCCUGUGAUUUCUGGUCGCUCUGAUACUGAUCUGCGGCAGAUUCAUCGCAGUUUGCUACCACUACCUCAUACCUAUCAGGCCAGACCACAUGGAAAUGAAAGUUUGAAAAGUGGGGGAAGAGUUGGGCCACAAGCACCAUUUAUCCAGAAAACAGCAGAAGCAGGAAAGAUGGCAACAAACACCAUUGGUUCAAUACCUUUACCACACAGACAGGCUAACAGUAGUCAGCCCAUGGUGAGCCAAGGAAACCAGUCUUUAGGGACCAAUCUAGUAGCAACCUCUGGUGUUGGUUUCUAUAAAGAUACUAGCAAUCUUAGGCCAUUAGACCCCAGAAACAGAACAAGCAGCGGGGAUAUUGACAUGCGAGUUCCACAGCCACCCUUGCCAAAAACGCAACCUGCACUUCCAAGAACUCAGCCACCAUUGCCUGUAUCUCACCUGCCACCCCCACCUUUGCCCAAAGCAUUGGAUCCACCAGUAUCUGAGGGUGAUAUCAAUUUGCUCAAAUCCAGUCAGCCACCAUUACCAAGUUCACCACCCUUACCAGCUAAACCUAUCCAACCACCUUUACCAAAAACUCAGCCUCCAUUGCCAAAGUCACCUCCACCACAAUCACAAAGUCCCUUUGCAUCAGCUAAAGAUGAAAGUGAAGGACAGAAAAGAUUAGAUAGUAUCCGUGCACGAAUUGCACAUGGUGCUGGAGAAUUCAUUAAGCCAGGACAAAGAGGAGUGGCUGCUUCUCAAAUGGAAAAAUACAAAUUGAAGAGACAGUUAAGUGGUCCAAGAGAUACAAAACCAUCACACACCUCACCUUCUUUGACUAAAGAGUAUUCAGGGAAAACUGAUUUACAAGCAAAAGGAAAAGAGCCUGUUUCAGUUCUUGAUAUACUUUUACCAGAAAAUUCAAUAAGUACUGAAUCAACAGAAGAUGUUGCAAAAGAUUCACAGCCAACUCAAGAAUCCUCAGCAAGAGACCCACGCUUUAAACCUCAGCAGGAACCACAACCUGCAAAGGACAAAAUCACAAGCUUAUCGCAUGCUCGAGAUCCAAGGUUAUCAACAACUUCCUCGUCAUCAGUUACGAGAGAUCCAAGGCAGCAGAUGAAUAGGGAUCCAAGGCAGGAUACUGGAGUCUUCCCAGGAAGAGAAAACAGGGGUGAUAUUAAUAGAUUUUCUUCAAAUAUAGUAAGAGAUCCUCGACAAGAUUCAGCCAAAUAUGCUCCUGUAGGUCCUCAGCUGCCUCGAGAUCCAAGGCAGGAGGCAAGUAGAUUUACACCAGGAGUGCCACCUGGAGGUUGGGAUUCCAGACAUGAGUCUAAUCAAUAUCCAGUCCCAGUAUCAGGAAUAAGAGGGCAUUCUGGUUUCCCUAAUCCACCAGGAGCUGCAAACAGACUUGAGCCUGGCUCUUUGCCUGGAGUUCCUAAUGCAGGGCCCAGAGAUCCACGGCAGGAGACCAGAACUUUCCCUAAUGUACCCUUACCACAGUAUAGAGAUCCACGAAUGGCAUCCAGAGUUGAAAGACCUCCAGGUGCUAUGUGGAAUCAACAACCAACUCCGCCACCACCAGCUCCCAUGAACUUUACUCCAGUCCCAAGCUCAAGUGGACCAGUUGUUAGUAAUGACCUCAUAGAUCCUAGUCCUACCCAGUCUGCAAGUGGGUCUUUGAUUGGCCAGACUUUUACUUGCCUAAUGAUGCGUGGGUUGCCCCCUUUUGUCCAUUCCAAUCACAUAUAUCGUUUCUUUUCUGAUUAUAUAUUGAGAGAUAUGUCACUAGAGCUAGAUAACCAUUAUAAUUGUAAAGGAACAGCCUAUAUUCAUUUUCCUAGUCAUGCUAGUGCUCGAGAAGCUCUAGAACAAAUGAAUGGGCAGCUUUUAAAUGGCUAUCCUAUAUCUCUCAGGAUAUGUACCGUUGGAAUCUUGCGACAAGCUAAGAAUAUGUAUGAACAGCUUAAUAGGGAUAGAGAAGCCCAGCUUGGUAUUCCUGAAAGACCAAGAGGAAAUGGAAACCCAUUCUUUAAGCCAAAACCGAAAGAACCAAAAGAACCUGCAGUCAAACCAGUAACACCCACCUCUACUGUACCAGCUCCAGCUGCUACUGAAAAGCACACUGUAGUUGAUAAACAAGUCUCUGAACCUGUUAAUUCUGAGAGUGUUGCGCCCUCUGCACAGUAUUCAGAAUUGUGUGGGGUUAAAGUUCCUCCUAAAGCAUCAGGCGGAAAGUCAAGCUUCAAGAUUCCAAAGAUAAAGAAAGCUGUACCAGAAGCAAAAUCAUCAAAGAGUGAGACCGACUCAAGCAAGGAAGGCACCGAGAAGAAAAACAAAGAACAUGAAAAGAAAUCUCCUGGUCGAGGUAAAGCUUCUUCUAAAUCAGCAGCUGAUGACUCGUCAGACUCGGAUGAAUUAAUUAAUCGUAAGACGCUAACAAAAAAGAACAGAAAAUUCAAGAAGAUAAUAAUUGAGUCAGAUACAGAUUCUGAUAUAGAAGACACAAAGAAAGUCCCUCAGAAGGAGACUACAAAGUCAGGUUCUAGUUUGAAAAAUCAUUCCCUGGAUGAAGAUGAUGAUGAUGAAUGUUUCAUGGUUAUUGAUGAGACUGUUGUUUCGGACACAGAAGAGACUGAAGACUCGGAAGUAAAUUCUUUGACAACAGAUGAUUCUAGUAGUCAGUCAAGAAGUACCAAAACAAAGGAGCAGAAACAAACAAAAGUAAAGAAGACUAGAGUUCGUGCUACAAAAGCAAAGCCAAAGAAAAAGAUAGCUGAAACGAAGAAAGGCAAGAAGAAAGGACAGGUAAAGAAGGAUACAGUUCCUAGGAAAGGAAGGGGCAAAAAAGCUGUUGACAAACUUCUACAAGACAAUACAUUUAAAUCAGAACUUGAUUUGCAUUCUACUGUUGGAAUGAAACUAACCCGUCAAACUCAGGGUGAACUAGAAGAACUAAUCAAAGAAAAGACAAAGCUGAAGGUAGUCAUCCCAGUACCACAUAGAUAUGUUGUUAAUCUCUUUGAUGAUGAUAAGUUGAAAAAGCGGGGUGGCAGAAGACAGACUGCAGAAGUUCAGUCUAGUGUUGCUGUACCAGCCAAAGAGCCAGAAGUGCCUGCAUUGUUAGAAAAGAAACCAAAAACUAUUGAAAAGGUUCCAUUAGAUGUAUCUGUUGUGGUUGAGAAAUCGAGUGUUGAGCAACCAGAUAUCUUGAAUUACCGACAGAUCAAAGCAAAGAUUUUCCAAAAACCAUUGCAUGUUCUUGCAAUACCAACAGCUAGAAAAGGAAAGAAAAGAACUCUUUCACAUGCUGGAAAUAGUGGAGAUAACAAAAGACAGAAGUUUGUGUCUGAUGGUUUUAGUAAAGCACAACCAAAAGUUGAUAGUAAUAUCAGCAAAGAAACUGGAAAGAGGCAUAGAACUACACCAUCAAAAGGUCAGCCAACAAAGAAGUCGAAAUUGGAUUCCAGUGCAGAAAAACAAUCCACACCCGAAGCUGCAGGAAACUGGAACAAAGUACUCACAACUACAGAUUUGUUUGACAGUAACACAUCCUCGGAUGAUUUACCUGAUUUGACUCAAAUAACACCAAGUCUGUUAGAUGUUGAUCCAACAAUCACCAGUUUCCUGCCAGAUGCAACCGUCCUGGCUAGUGUUCUCAGUCCCCCACAUGUUACGAGCCAGACGUCUGAAGGUAGUUUUCUGAGUGGAGUUGACUCUGAUGGUGAUAGUUCACCUGGGAAACUACAGAUUGUUGAAAGUGAUCAAAUAAGUAAGGAUUACCAGCUUUUGGAUGAGAUAAUCAGAAAUGACAGUAAAGAUAAAGGAAAAGACUCAUUAGAAGAAAUGACUGAUCAAAAUGCAGAAAAGAGAAAAGUUGAUGCAAAACCAAAUCAGGAUGAUGCACACAAUGUAAGUAGUGAAUCUAAAGAAGAUAGUGUAAGUAGCAGUGAGCAAGAAAAAGUUAAAGAUAUAUUUGAUCAAGUCCAAAAUAGUUCUGAUGUUGUUGAUGGUAGCCAUAAAAGACAAGAUAGUUCUUCAAGCAAUACAAGUUUGAUUAGAAAUGUAGAUGGUGAGGAAGAAAAAGAGAGUUUACAUCUAUGCUUGCCAGAGGGAAGGAGUGAUGAGACUUUAGGACAUAAUGAAGAAAUUGAUGAAGGUGAUGAUACUGCAAGUGUUGGCAUGGUUAGCACCAGCAGCUUAGUUGAUGAUGCAUCUAUUAUCUCCAGUGAAGGUCGAGAGUUAAAAACUCCAGACUCAGGGGCAUCAAGAAAGACCAAGAGAUCAAAAACUGUGCAUAUACCUCCAGAGUUAAGGAGGGUAACCAGGGGAUCCAUAGUGGAACCUCUAAUCGUAGAAGUGAUUGAGUGGGAUGAUGGAGGUGUAGUUGAUUUGUUCCAGUGUGAUCUUUGUGAUUAUGUGGGCAGGCAUAUGGCAUAUCAUUUAGUCAAUUUCCACAUUGAAAGGGAAAUGCCAUGUAAAUUCAAGAAGGAAGAUUUUCCCCCAGUGAUUAAGGACCAUGUAGGUCCACCAAAGGUUCCAGAAGACAAGAAAGAUGUGUCACUAGAUUUGUCAUGGAUACCAACAAGUAUGACAUUUGAGAAAAGUGUGACCUGUAAUGAGUGUGAUUAUAUAUCAAAUAGUCGGUUUGACUUGGUUUACCAUGUGCUGGAACACAAACCUAUGGCAGCACAUUGUGUAUACCACUGCCGUCUAUGUAAUUAUAUGUCAGAACACUUGGAACAUUUUUACAACCAUGUAAGUAGUCAUACUGGAGAGUACAGAUACAGAUGUGAUCUUUGUGGUGAGAGAACAUACAAAAAAUCACUAUUAAUAGCACAUCAUAAAGAAUGCCAUCAUAAUCAGAUUGAGAAGUUUUCCGUAUCAGAAAUGAUUCUAGAAGAUGGUUGGCCAUAUAUUCAUGUAUGUAAAACAUGUAUGUUUGUCAGAAUAGCUCAGAAGGCAGCAGAAGAGCAUGUACAACAUCGCCAUAAUGGAAAAGCAGACAUUCACAAAGCAAACAUGACUAGACCUGUUAUUUUAUAUUCAGAACAGUGGAAGUCAAAGGGAGAGAUGGAAAACAUUGGUCUACAUGGAAAACCAAAGGGGAGGAAGAGAAAGAAAGGCAAACGAGGUCCAGACCUAGAAGUGUUUGUAGGGGAGGGAGGUGAAGAGGAAAUGGAGGAAGAAAUAGAAGUAAAGGCAAAGCAACUGGUUGAUAGAAUUGCAUCUAAUAUCCACACAACUACAUCAACAGAAGAAGCUAUAAAGAGAAUGUCUUUACUAAACUCAAUAAGCAAGAAAUUAGAUGAAGAGGAGGAAGAGGAACAGGAGGUUUCAGCAAAUAUAGGGACAUCAGUCCAGGUGACAUCUAGUGUUACAGCACCUUCACCAUCUUCCACAUCACAAGAAAUAACAUCAGUGGCAGCAGAAGCAGGAAUGGCAGCAGCAGGAAUAGCAGGAGCAGGAUCAGCAACAGAGGGUGAAUUAAAGGACAGAGGCCUCCAAGAUGCUUCAGAAUCCAAAGACAAAGUGAACAUUUCAGAAAAUCAACAGUCAUUGGAAAAGAGUUCAUUUACAGAUAGUACAGUUGAAAAGGAUGAGGAAGAUGCAGUGAUGGAGGGUGAUGGAAACCUUGGAGAUAAUUCAGAAAGUGACAGUGAAUCAACUGUGAGUGCUUUAGACCCAGAAAUCUUUGAUGAAGAUUUGUCAUCAGGGAAAACAGGAUCAUUGCAGGAAACAAUUAGGAAGCUCUCAGCAACUUUAGGGGAGAUUGCCAAAGGAAAGCAAAAACCAGCAGAGCAGAUAGUGAAAGAGCCAGGCGUGAAUGAGCCAGGCGUGAAUGAGCCAGGUGCGAAAGAGCCAGGUGCAAAAGAGCCAGAUGUGAAAGAGCCAGACACAAAAGACCUAGACACAAAAGACCUAGACACAAAAGACCUAGACACAAAAGACCUAGACACAAAAGAGCCAGAGGGAAAAGAGUCAGUGCAAAAAAUUGAACGUAGGGGCUCAGGAGAUACCCAUGAUAGUGACUCUGAUGUUUUAGUGAUUUGUGAAGAUGAGGAUGCUGAUGGUCGAGAGGAAACACCAAAUUCAGAGCAACACAGCCAGCCAGAGAAAAAGUCAAGUCAAGAAGAGAAUGCUGAAUCUAAAACACCAGCAAUUGCAGAAUCAGUUCCCACCAGUACCUCAGAACAGGAGGAGACAAAGAAAAUGCCAAAGUUGAGAAUCCGUCCAGCACAUCAGCUCUUGGAUAUGAGAUAUUCCUCCAAGGAUACGUCGCCAUCAGCAAAAAUAUUUAGAUGUGCGGUCACCAAUUGUGGAUAUACUAGCUCCAAGCAUACAGAUCUCAUUAACCAUAUCAUCUCCGCUCACGGACCCUAUAAAUGUAUUGCUUCAGGCUGCACUUUCGUUACACAGUCCCGGGAAUUAUUCAGUGUGCAUCUAACAACACUACAUCCCAAGCUAAAUUUCCUUGUGUGUCCAUUCCACUGUCAGAAUAUUUUCUACAAAUGCUCCGAUCUUGUGGACCACCUCACAGUACAACAUGCAACUGUUGAGGUUAUGAAUGAGAGCCAGGCAGCAAUCAGUACAGAAGCGGAGAGUCUUAGGAAGGAUUCAGAUGACCCAGGAUUCUUGCGCAUUGAAAGUGUGGCCACCUUAGAUCCUACAGCAGCAUCUCAGAUGUUUGGCGAGGGCCUUGGGCUUGAUGCACCCAAGGUAGAGUCCUCCACCUCUGGGAGUGGGCAGAAUGCUCCUAAUGCACUCACUUCAAAAAAGCUGGUACAACACGUUAUAACAGAACAUAGUCAUUGCCAGUUUCAGUGCAAGUAUUGCCUGUAUCGGGCAUUUACUAAAAUCUACAUGGGAGUUCAUCUGAAAAAUUUCCAUCCUGAUGUCGAGCCACGCUACAUCAAAGUUGGUACGAUUCAGUCUCAGCAUCCGCCAAAUCCUCCUAUUGACCAGUUUGUUCGGCCAUACAAAUGUAGCUACAAAGAUUGUCAGUAUCGCACUGUUGAUGCAGAAGCAUUCAGAACCCAUGUUGUCAGCAACCAUGGUCAGUUUGCUGUACUUAGUUGUGAUUUCUGCCACAAGCAUCUUCAUGUUCAACCUUUGAUAUAUCAUAUGCGAGAACAUCAAAUGAAUGAGUACCAGUGCCCAUACUGCCUACAUGGAGAUGCCGAAAAGGAGCGCCUACUCAAUCACCUUCUCAACUGUCAUCCUGGACGUCCUGGGAAAGUACUCCUCCGUAAACAGAUAACCACCUCUAGUGCAGGUGGUCCAAAUGUAAACAUUACGGACAUCAGUGGUCCACCCCCUCCAUCGUCUUCUCUGCCUCAAGAUCCGAGCAACAAAGGAGAUAAAAAGCACACUUCGAAGCCUGAUGGAAAGCCUUCAGAAAGCAGUCCAGAUGGCGCUGGAAGUGCAUCGCCAACACCGGCUCCUGUAAAGGAAAGACCACAGAGUCCCUGGAAUGUUGAAGGGAGGAGAAUGUCAAGGAGCUUGUCUCGGGAAUUAGAUAGUAAAGCCGAGAAUGCUGCUAAACAAGGUGAAGGAGAUGGUUUAAGUAAGAGUUCAGGUAGCAGCAUUGAAGAAGGCCUUACAUCCCCAAGCACUGAGAAAACAGGAUUAAGCAGUCACGCUCUCUAUCGUUGUGUUCAUCUUCAGGAGCAUCUCCAAGUGUGCAACUUUGCCCAAGACUCGACCGUCCUGAAGUGUCAUCACUGUGGGAAACAGUGCCGACACUUGAGCACUCUUUUUGAGCACCUUCGGGUCCAUGGGCCAAAGAGGUAUCGCUGUGGAGUGGCUGGUUGUGAUUAUAAAGCAACCAUGGUCCAUUACUUCAAAAAUCACAUGAAACAGAUCCAUAAGUGUUCAGGUUUUAAGCAGGUCUUAAAGGAUCCAAAGAUUAAAGAUCCAGAAACACAAGAGUACAUCGUGUAUCCUAAAGAUGCAGUACCACCUGCUAAGGAAUCCCACAGGAAACGAAAGAAUGAAUAUGCCAUUGAAGAUAUUGGCCGGAUUCCCAAAGCACACGUCUCAUAUCAAGAUCUAAAGUGCUACUACUGUCAUUUUAUUUCUAAAGUGAGAUUGAAUUUAAUAAAGCAUAUCAAAUUGCAUGAAAAAUACCCAGAAGGUAUUCCCAAGAGGUUGUACUUAGCUGAAGGUGACACCAGCCCAAUUCCAACAAAGCAGCCCAUCAACCCAGUGCCCUGCUUGGAACGGAAGGAACUCAUGUUUGAUAAGAUGAUGAACCUGGCAGGUAGCAGCUUUGAAGCCAAGAAGAAGAAGGAGGAUAUAGAUAUGAGAACUAAGAAUCCUAUUCCAACAGAGGAGUAUGAAAAGUUGCCCAAGUAUGUCCCUGAUGAACGGUUGCAUUCGUGUGGUAUUGAUGGAUGCAACUACUUGUCUUGUGAUGACAUGAUGUUGAAGUAUCACAUUCGCACUCUGCAUGCCGAUAUUACAUCGUUCCCUUGCCCACACUGUACUGAUAUAACAAUAACGGUUGAAAAGAUAAGCUCCCACUUCAAGCUGCAUGGAGACAGGCUUUACAGGUGUGGAUGGUGCUCAUAUAUAUCCUACCGAAGAAAUGUUGUCGAACGCCACAUGAAAGAAAAACAUCCAACUAAGAAGGCCUUUGAUUUUGUUAUCCGUGAGCCAGAUGAAUCAGAUGGUCAAAAGAAACAAGAGGAAAAGAUAGAGGAACCUGCAACACCAGUUAUUCCUCAAGUUCCUCAAGACCCACAGUGGCUGUGUGAUUUGUGCAAGUUCUGCUCAGUUACACAGCAGGAGAUGGUUAACCACACAAGCCUUAAGCAUGCUAUCAAAAGUCAGUAUAAAUGUGGCUACUGCAAUGUCAGAUCUUCAGUACGAGCCAGCUUUGAUGCCCAUUUUGCAGCAAAACAUCUUUACCAACCAUUUAGGGUGUUGUGCAUGUAUUAUCGGAUAGAUUCAGAAGAUAUUGAACCCAUUAGUCAGGGUAAUGGGCAACAUUCUCAUGAACCCUUGUGGAAACGUAAUGAUCCUGAACGCAUUCGACACAUCCGCGGUAUUCUGAUAGACGACGAUCCAGAGACCAGAAAGGUAUUUGAAAUUUUGUUGAUUAAUGUGAAGAAUACCACUAAGGGAAGGAUUCACACUGAACAAGUUAUAAAGAAAACAAUGAAGAAAAAGAGGGAAAUAUAUGCCCAGUGUGAAGGAGAUGGUUUAAGUAAGAGUUCAGGUAGCAGCAUUGAAGAAGGCCUUACAUCCCCAAGCACUGAGAAAACAGGAUUAAGCAGUCACGCUCUCUAUCGUUGUGGUAAUGAAGGUUGCGAGUACUCCAGUGCAACUCAGGUUCAUCUUCGGGAGCAUCUCCAAGUGUGCAACUUUGCCCAAGACUCGACCGUCCUGAAGUGUCAUCACUGUGGGAAACAGUGCCGACACUUGAGCACUCUUUUUGAGCACCUUCGGGUCCAUGGGCCAAAGAGGUAUCGCUGUGGAGUGGCUGGUUGUGAUUAUAAAGCAACCAUGGUCCAUUACUUCAAAAAUCACAUGAAACAGAUCCAUAAGUGUUCAGGUUUUAAGCAGGUCUUAAAGGAUCCAAAGAUUAAAGAUCCAGAAACACAAGAGUACAUCGUGUAUCCUAAAGAUGCAGUACCACCUGCUAAGGAAUCCCACAGGAAACGAAAGAAUGAAUAUGCCAUUGAAGAUAUUGGCCGGAUUCCCAAAGCACACGUCUCAUAUCAAGAUCUAAAGUGCUACUACUGUCAUUUUAUUUCUAAAGUGAGAUUGAAUUUAAUAAAGCAUAUCAAAUUGCAUGAAAAAUACCCAGAAGGUAUUCCCAAGAGGUUGUACUUAGCUGAAGGUGACACCAGCCCAAUUCCAACAAAGCAGCCCAUCAACCCAGUGCCCUGCUUGGAACGGAAGGAACUCAUGUUUGAUAAGAUGAUGAACCUGGCAGGUAGCAGCUUUGAAGCCAAGAAGAAGAAGGAGGAUAUAGAUAUGAGAACUAAGAAUCCUAUUCCAACAGAGGAGUAUGAAAAGUUGCCCAAGUAUGUCCCUGAUGAACGGUUGCAUUCGUGUGGUAUUGAUGGAUGCAACUACUUGUCUUGUGAUGACAUGAUGUUGAAGUAUCACAUUCGCACUCUGCAUGCUGAUAUUACAUCGUUCCCUUGCCCACACUGUACUGAUAUAACAAUAACGGUUGAAAAGAUAAGCUCCCACUUCAAGCUGCAUGGAGACAGGCUUUACAGGUGUGGAUGGUGCUCAUAUAUAUCCUACCGAAGAAAUGUUGUCGAACGCCACAUGAAAGAAAAACAUCCAACUAAGAAGGCCUUUGAUUUUGUUAUCCGUGAGCCAGAUGAAUCAGAUGGUCAAAAGAAACAAGAGGAAAAGAUAGAGGAACCUGCAACACCAGUUAUUCCUCAAGUUCCUCAAGACCCACAGUGGCAGUGUGGAUUGUGCAAGUUCUGCUCAGUUACACAGCAAGAGAUGGUUAACCACACAAGCCUUAAGCAUGCUAUCAAAAGUCAGUAUAAAUGUGGCUACUGCAAUGUCAGAUCUUCAGUACGAGCCAGCUUUGAUGCCCAUUUUGCAGCAAAACAUCUUUACCAACCAUUUAGGGUGUUGUGCAUGUAUUAUCGGAUAGAUUCAGAAGAUAUUGAACCCAUUAGUCAGGGUAAUGGGCAACAUUCUCAUGAACCCUUGUGGAAACGUAAUGAUCCUGAACGCAUUCGACACAUCCGCGGUAUUCUGAUAGACGACGAUCCAGAGACCAGAAAGACGUUGUUGAAGCAGACAGGUACAGGAAAACCAGACAAAGGAGAGUUUGUGUGCCCUAUGUGUCGGUCAUUCAAGACAUCUUGUGUUGCAACAUUCAGGUCACACCUUUGUCGAGAAGCUGACUAUCUCAGGUAUGAGUGUGCAGAGUGUGGUGUAAGCAAUGCACUGCUUCCUAGUUUACAGCGUCACUUCACAAAAAUGCAUCACAAGCCGUUUACCCAAGAGAGCUAUGUUAACUUACCUGUGGAAGAUGAUAAAGAAAACUGGGUUGAAGGUGUGAUCAGCCAUCAGGAACAGCUCAUUAAGUGUUGGCUUGAAAAGGGUGGACCUGAGCCAUCAGAGCAAACAGGAGCAAUGGCAGUGCAUCAGCCACCCCCGGCCAAGGCUUCCACAUCAAGACGUUCCUCGGCCAGUUCUGUAUCAAGUGCACCUUCAAGUGAGGGUUCCUCUCAGCAAGGUGUUGUGCUGCACGACUCUGGUAGUGAACGCGGACGCUUCGUCUGUGACACUUGUGGGUCUGAAUGCCGCUCAGCUGCAGGACUGAAGAGUCACACCACAGCCAUGCACCAGGCCAGGUUCAAGUGUCAUUAUUGUCCAUUUGCCAGCAACACUGAAGAUGCAGUAAAGCAGCAUUGCACUGUCAAACAUCCAAAGUUACAGAGUGAAGUGAUUGAUGUUUCGCAGCGUUUAAGGCCUCAAAAGGUUGAGGACACUGAUCCUGCUGAGGUAGAUAAUGCUAUUAAAGAAGAUUCCUCAGGCAGUAUCCUCCCAACAAAGGAGGAAGAAAAGGGAGAUAUAUCAGAUGAGAAGAUAAGUAAAGAGAAGAUUACUAGUAAAGAGUCAGAGUCCUUAGAAAUUAGUACAGACAAGGUUGAUAAACUUACCGAAGAAAAGGCAAAAACUGAGGGGGGAGAUACUCCUGAGGUAACAAAGACCCAUAAGUGUCCAUUCUGUCCAUUUGUAAGCAACACCACAUCAGGCCUAGGCCACCAUAAACGCACGAAACAUGCUGAUAGAAGACUCUUUAUGUGUCUUCAUUGCAAUGCCCGUUUCAACAACUCCUUUGAUGUUGUACGUCAUAACAAGUGGAAGCACUCUCACCUUAAACCUCAGUUUACUCACCUCCAGGAAGAUCAUGCAAGUAGUGAGACUCCUAAAACAGAUGGGGACACCACUACAAGCGCAGACAGUAGUGACAGUUCAUUAACAACGGUCAUAAAAGACCCCACAGCAUCUGCAAGUGGUGCGAGCUCACCACAGUGGCCACCUGGCCCGAAGUCAAAGAAGGGUAAAGCCAGAAAAUCAUUCCCAAAUGCAUCAUUGUUAAAAGUUUCUGCAGGAAAACCUGCAGCAGAAGCAAAGGUGGAUAGUAUACAACCAGUUUCAAUAGUCAGUAAUAGUGAGCCACAGGUGACAUACUCCUGUUGUCAUUGCAACCAGCAGUCUAAUAAGAUUGCAAUGGAAGAACACAUGAAAAAGCAACACAGGGAUCUCCCACAUCAAGUUCGAAGGGAGGAGGGAGACAAAGUCUUCACAGAAGUUCAUGUUUACAAGUGCAUUCAUUGUGUUGUAGAAAGCAUAUCCCUAGCACAAGCAAUGGAUCACUGGAUUCAAAAUCAUGCUUUGCUUGAUUUUAAAUUCCAAAUGGUGAUGAGGCAUUGUGGAGAAGUGUCAAACCAGGUAGUUACGAGUACAACUGAAGACCCUCCACAGACCCCCUUGGUGGAUGAGGUGAAAGAUUCAGUUACACCUGAAGCUGACACCAGCUCGAGUUCUGCUGCUGGUUCCAGUGCCAUUAUCAGCAGUAGUUCAGAAGAACAAAGCAACAAAACAGUGAAACCUCUGAAAAUAGCCAAAAGAAGAACAAGUGGCAAAGAAACAAAGUCACCUGCGCAGUGUGACAGUGAGGAUGAACAGAGUGAAGCUUCGGAAAUUGUUGAUGAGCCACUGGUUCAGACUAGCUCUGAGUUAGAUGAGGAAGGUUUUGUUUUUAAAUGUGGACUGUGCAAGAAGAGUAGUGCUAAAUUAGAGGAACUGGAAGCUCACUUCAGUAAGAUCCAUGCGGAUAGGGAACUAACAUAUAAGAAAAUGCGUAAAGAGGCAUUUGAACAGAUUUACAGAGCUGAAUAUGAGUGUGGCCAUUGUGGGGAAAGGGGACGCCACAUUGUGUUGAAGCGACACCACAAAACGACUCACUUGAAUCUGCCUUUUAAGGUUGUGCGGGUUAACCAAAAUAUUUACUACAGGUGUGAUGUAUGUUGCCAUGUUGUCAAGAACUUGCAGUCAAUGCGGUAUCACAUUCGACGUCAUCAUCCAGAGGCAGAUGAGUUUACCUUUUCCAAGUUGACUUUAGGUUCCCCAGUAAGGCCUCCAAUGAAGCAGCCAUUUAAGUGCAAUUAUUGUGGUGAUGUCGGAGAAACUCUUCAGGAAAUGCGCACUCACCAUGCAUUCCUUCAUUCACAUCUAGACUGCAGCAUCACAAACCUGAUGGAUGAGGCUUUGUCAUCUGUUCACAGUCCUACACCUAGUCAUAGCUCAAAUGAAGUAAAAAAUCCACCUCUAGUUCCUCUCCCAGUGAUAUCGAAGUGCAGCAGCCCUCAGGUGGCAGACAUUAGUAGUCCAGCUGCAGAUAUCAAAUCUCCAGUCAUCCCAGAGAUGAAAAAUACAGCGAGGAAGUCAAUAACAACUCUGAAAAAGCGACAUGUUGCGAUGAAGUCAACUUCAAAAUCACAGCCAAGAGCAUCAACAAGCAGCUGUAGUGAUGAAGAUGGGCAAAGUUGGUAUGGUGUUCCUCAGCCGUCAAUACAGAUGGAAAAUCUAUAUGCUUUUGUGAACCUUGGGGCCGGAGUUCCAAUGAGGCUUACUGUGCAGCGUUUGGGAAAACUACUAGACUUACAACCCAAAGUUAUGGUUUAUGAUGAUCAGUUGCAGUAAAGGAAUAUAUAUACACAUAUAGUAUUUUUUAAAACAAGAGUGACCAUGCUUAUCCACAGAUCUGUUUCAUCUAAGAAAAAGCACAUCUAAAGCAUCAAAAAUAUCUUGUUUCUGCAAGUUGGCAAUUAUGUGAUUAAAUACAUUAGUAGGAAAUACAUUUUUAUUUCUGAUGCAUGUAACUGUACCCAAGCAAAUAUGGAAAAAUAAAAAGGCAUUUGAGUUUUGUAAAAAGUGUAACAUAAUUAAUGAUAGGUAUUGAUUUGAUACAAGACUGAAGUUUUAUGGCAUAAGAAUUUUGUUGAGAAAGUAAAAAUAAGUUAUCUAUUAAGGUAAUUAUCAGAUUUAUAUUCACGUAGAUUUUCCAAAAAAUGUUUUUGGUAUUUACAUGAUUCAGUAGAUAGAGAGGAAUGUUGUCACUUAAGAAGUACAAUAAAGCUUGUAUUUAUGAUAUCCUGUAUAGUGAACAUAAUUCCACAAGCAAGUUAUUUGGUGGCAUGAAAUGAGUAAUUGGAUAUAGUUUGUGCUUAAAACAAAUAACCUAGUCUUCCUCUGAAGGACAAGAAAAUUUUGUUUCUGUGAUAAUGGAUUCUAUUUUCUGUUUGUAAUGUCACAUAGUUUCCAGAAUGGGAUAUGGAAAUAUGAUUGCUGAGGUGACAUUGCACAGAAUUGUUAAAAAGGCUGUAAUUAGCCAUGAUAAAUACAUAUAUUUUUUAUUGUUAUUAUUAUUUCACCCCCAAUUGUGAAUAUCUGCUGCUAAUGCAGGAUUAGUUUAUUUGGUCUGGAAUCUGGUACAGCAAAUUUAAAUAAAACUAUACAGCAUGAAGUAUUCUGAGAAAGUAGACUCAUAUUUGGAGGUUUACUUUUGGUGAAUGAAAUCAUUUUCUCUCAAUUAUUGUCAUAUUCCCUCCUCUUUCAGACAGAUUGACACAAACACAAAAUCUUAAGUGCUGCCCAUAAGAUUUGUCCUGUAAUUGGUGGCCGGCAAGGCUUUAGCUUGUGAUGACCGGUUUGCAAACCUUUAUAAGGUCUGCCAUGUAGGUAGGUCAGAAUGUGUUUGUGUUACCUCGGUAUGAGUUGACCAACAUUCUUAAACCUCUGGCAUAUGUGUAUUAAAACGUGGAGGUACAAACAUUUUGUAAAAUUUUAUUUGAAGUUCCUAGUUGAUUUAAAUAAUCCAGUAUUUUUGUAGAUAUAAGUUGGGAAUGUGAGUAUUCUUUUUGUCAUACCAAAACCGUUUUAAGUUAUUUGAAUUCUACAACCGAAGCUUUUUUAUCAGAUUUAAAAAGCUCAUAUACCUCAUUCCAUUAUACAUAUGUUGUUUUGUAUGCUAAAUAAUGCCCGAGUGUUAUUCUGUUUAAUAAGUCUUGUUAGUUGAGUGUGGUUAUGUUGUGAAAAUGAUUUUUUUUUUUUCUGAUUUUUUCAUGUGUUAUAAGUUAAAAGCUCUUUAGUGAUGGAAGAACAUAUGAAGGGAAAUAAAACCCUCGAGAUUACUGCUCUCUGAAAGGUGCCUAUCAGCUGUAAUAUUAGUGUAAUUAGUAUUAUUUUAGCAUUAGGGCACCUGAGCCUCGGAAUCUCAUGCAGUCACUGCUUCUAUAUUGUGGAGUGUCACGAUUAAGCAAAGUGAGUUUGGUGGUGCAGACCUGUAGGUGUGAGAUUCAAGAGGUUCAGUGCAUUGAUUUGUAAAAUAGAGAACCACUGGAAUUCAAACUACUGCUCAUGUUGUAUUUGUAAAUAAAUGAAUUUUGUGUAGAUGUCUACACACAAAUAUUUGCUGUGACACCCGUGAAGCAAGUGCAACAUUUGUCCUUUUCUUUCAUGAUACGAAAAUCAUUCCACUUCGUACCUUUAUCCAUACUCACCAUGGCAGGAUUGUGCCAUUCUUUGUAGGCUGUUUAUUCACAUUAACUAUUUGUGUUUUUUGUAUAUAAAAUAAAAUUAUUUUAGUUGAACUUGUCA
Molecule: messenger RNA, 18531 nt
Organism: Penaeus vannamei (Pacific white shrimp)
Lineage: Eukaryota; Metazoa; Arthropoda; Malacostraca; Decapoda; Penaeidae
Source: RefSeq, a predicted model, not a curated record